Ilyonectria robusta is the source of this 549-nucleotide messenger RNA. RefSeq lists its product as uncharacterized. The transcript has a single exon. Bases 1 to 549 code for a protein of 182 amino acids. The record is from RefSeq and is a predicted model, not a curated record. NCBI's taxonomy places the organism in Eukaryota, Fungi, Ascomycota, Sordariomycetes, Hypocreales, Nectriaceae.
AUGGACGGGCUCAAGAUCUUCGCCCCAUCACCUAACCCAUCGCCUAAUCCAUCGACGGCGCACACGAGAACCACACAGCCAGCUUCUUCCUCUUCCAAUGUCGUUGUCAGACAUGAUGAUGGGAGUCCGUCCUCCUCUAUUGACAUGAAUCCGACCGUUAAUGUCAGGAGAUUGCUCCCCACUUCGGUAAUCACCAAUAUCUCAGUCCAUGACCUCGUCAUUCUUGCCGGCCCGGUCGAACCGGUUGCAAACCAGGGGACUGUGUCCACGCAGCACAGAGCGGGCCACAUAGCUGAUGCUGUCUGUCGAAACCCUAGCUCCAUCGUCGGAACAGGCGCCACCUUCACGACAAGACAGGUUCAAGUGCAAGGCAGCUGCAUCGAGUCUGGAUACGUCGUCACCAAAGUACCACGAAUCACCUCAAAGAAGGAGGAAGCUGGAUCUGGCCUACAAAGGCGACUGAGACGCAUACUCUUCGAAAUACGGGUCCUUACCCACGAGCCACUGAUGUUCCACGACAACAUUGUGCGGUUUCUUGGCAUUUCCUAG